AUGUGCAGGUGGUUUGCGUACCUUUCGACGACCGAGCCGUGCCUGCUUGAGGACGUGCUCAUCCUGCCCGACCACGCGAUCGCGAAGCAGGUGCACGACCGCUUCCUGCCCUACCUCUUCCACUACGAGCCCGAUGCCGACCACAAGUCCACGAAGAAGGAGAUGAGCCUCCGCAACAGUCCCUACAACCUCGACGGCCUCGGCCUCGUCUGGUACACCAACGCGCGUUCGGACUUCCGCGCCUGCCAAGGCCCGCGCCCCGUCUCCUACAAGAUCCUCCGGCAGCCCCAAACCGACCCCGUCUUCCAAUCCCUCUGCGCGGGCACCGCCGCGCACGCCGUCUUCGCGCACAUCCGCGCCGCGUCCGGCGCGACCGCGAUCACGACCUACAACAACCACCCUUUCACCUUCGGCCGGCACGCGUUCAUGCACAACGGCGUCGUCGCGCACUUCCCAGAAAUCAAGCGCGCGAUGGCCCUGGCCCUGUCGGACGGGGCGCACGACCUCGUCAAGGGCACGACCGACUCCGAGCUCCUCGCCGCGCUCUUCUUCACGUACCUCGAGGAGGGCCGCGGGCCGCACGCGUGGGACGCCGCGCACCCGCUCGACGAGCUCAAGCGCUGCCUCGAGCGCGCGAUCAGCACCGUGCUCGGCCUGCAGCGCGAUGCGAUGGCGCGCGCAGGCAAGGCCCCCGACGCGUCGAGCCUGAACAUCGCGGUGACGGACGGGGAGCAGCUGCUCGCGAUCCGCUUCCGGAACCACGCGGCGGAGCACCCGCCGUCGCUGUACCUGUCGACGCGCGCGGGCGUCGCGCUGAACACGAAGUUCCCGGGGCACCCGGACGUCGCUGGAGCGGACAACGGCGCGGGGAACUUCAGGGCGGAGGAGGAGCACGGGGACCAUGUCAUCGUCGCGAGCGAGCCGACGACUUAUAAGGAGGAGCACUGGGAGCUGAUCCCGAAGAACCAGUGUGUCAUGGUUGGGCGCGAUAUGGUGAUUAGGCGCGGACCGGUAGAGGUGCAGUUCUAG
Trametes versicolor FP-101664 SS1 is the source of this 1029-nucleotide messenger RNA. RefSeq names its product N-terminal nucleophile aminohydrolase. The coding region runs from base 1 to 1029 and encodes 342 amino acids. NCBI's taxonomy places the organism in Eukaryota, Fungi, Basidiomycota, Agaricomycetes, Polyporales, Polyporaceae. The record is from RefSeq and is a predicted model, not a curated record. The transcript has 2 exons.